Molecule: messenger RNA, 264 nt
Organism: Caenorhabditis remanei
Lineage: Eukaryota; Metazoa; Nematoda; Chromadorea; Rhabditida; Rhabditidae
Exons: 3
Coding region: 1-264 (87 amino acids)
Source: RefSeq, a predicted model, not a curated record
AUGCAACUCGACUUGCCGUCGAUCGUCGUCUCUUCACAUUCAGACGAUCCGGGUUCUAAUAGUAGGAAUGAUAGAGCAUCGCCAGCCCUCCUGAAUCCACUCAUGCCACUAAUGAUGACACAAAUGGCAUUUUCUCAGAGAAAAUGUCCAGCUUGGGUUACUGUAGGGCAUGAUUCGGACAUUGGGACACUUUUCCUGUCUGUGUGUCUGAAAGUCCGGAUGUCCGGACAUGCAAGGAAUCGGACAGUAGCUGAAGCAAGCUAA